Molecule: messenger RNA, 648 nt
Organism: Dentiscutata heterogama
Lineage: Eukaryota; Fungi; Glomeromycota; Glomeromycetes; Diversisporales; Gigasporaceae
Source: the annotation of a GenBank genome assembly
AUGCUACUCAAAGUUUAUCUCUUUACUAAAAUAACUCUAUUAAGUCAAAAAGACCUUGUGAUUCAGAAUGCAGAUCAUCAUGUUGAAGAGGACAAAAUUAAUGAGGAGAUUCUGGAUAUUUUCAUUCAAGUACUGGCUGAUGGUGAAAACCAACUGGAGCUAGAAGAUCCUUAUACUACUCAAAAGGAGUUACAUCCAGUAAGAAAACCUGAGUCAAAGUGGGAAGAUCGGUUAAGGAGACGUAAACAGGAAGAAUUGCCUCAAGAACUGCUACCCAUAAAUAAGGACCUAUUUAUCCCGGACGACCCAGUAACAACUUGCCCUAGAUAUAAGAGAGGACCUUCUAAGCAUCAUUUUUUAAGACCUAAUGAUGACAAAAGUGAUAGUGAGGAUACCAUUGACAAGUUGGAAUUUGAGGAUGAGUUGUUGGAGAAGGCUAAAAGUUAUUUUACUAGUGAAAUUUCUUCAGAUAAAGAAUUGAACAUGAAUUCUCAGAGAAAGCACAAACAAGAAGAGGUUGUUGAAAUAUCACUAUCCCAAAAUGAAGUGUAUUUGGUGGAUGACUUUAGAGCCAUCAAGGAAGUUGUAGAGCAUACAGAGGAUGAGAAUGACUCUGAACAUGUAAAUAUUGAAGAAUCUCUAACUUAA